Engraulis encrasicolus (European anchovy) is the source of this 5444-nucleotide messenger RNA. It is a transcript of the gene b3gat1a, whose product is annotated as beta-1,3-glucuronyltransferase 1 (glucuronosyltransferase P) a. Lineage: Eukaryota; Metazoa; Chordata; Actinopteri; Clupeiformes; Engraulidae. Gene Ontology annotation, cellular component: Golgi membrane. The record is from RefSeq and is a predicted model, not a curated record. Gene Ontology annotation, molecular function: galactosylgalactosylxylosylprotein 3-beta-glucuronosyltransferase activity. The transcript has 10 exons. Gene Ontology annotation, biological process: chondroitin sulfate proteoglycan biosynthetic process; carbohydrate metabolic process. The coding region runs from base 1410 to 2501 and encodes 363 amino acids.
ACACACACAUUCACAGAUGUCACUCCGCGCACGCUGACAGCCAGCCGUGCCGCUGCUGCCGUUACUGUCGCUACCACCACCGUUGCCGCGGACGCACGUACGUACGGACGGACGGAUAGAGAGAGAGAGGAAUAGAAAAAGGAGGGAUUUUAGAAAUAGAGGAGGGACACGAGAAGCACAGGGCACACAGGCUGCCUGGAACACCAGACACAUACAGACAGAGACGCACACAUUGCUGCUGUCUCCCUACAGCAUCUUCCGCUGUUUUUUUCUCUCUCUCUCUCUCUUCUCUCCCCUCUGCAUCCCUGAAUGCUCAGCAGCUCAGCACGCGCGUGAGCUGGUGUGCAUGGAUGAGAGGAGCAUAGAGAGAUACAACCGGAGCACGGAGAAGCGAAGCGAAGCAAGGAGCUGAAGAUGCCGGGUGAUUGCCCUUGUUGUCCUCUGUAAUUUAGUCCGUUUUAAUUUUUUUGUGUGUGUGCUCGUUGUUUUUGGUGAGAGAGAGGGAGCCCCUUUUUUUUGGUCAUCCUCCUCAAUAUCUGCUCAGCUCGUGUCGUAUCGUAUCGGUGCCGUGUCGGACUGGCUUCUGGUCGUCUUCGCCUUGUCAGCUGCCAACAGACAGGAGGAUAAAAUAUAAAGGGAUGCUUUGAAAACGAACGCUCGCCUUCAGUCACAAAGGAGCAAGCCACAGCCGGGAGGAGGAGGAGGAGGAGGAGGAGGAGAAGGAACGACAGAGACAGAGUGGGAGAGAGAGAGAGAGAGAGGAGGUGGAGGAGGAGAGUAGCAAGGUCCUGUGUUAUUCUCCGCAACAGAGGGAAUAGCAGCCACGGCCAACACCACCAGACAAUAAGACACGAAACCCCCAAAGAAGACAUGAAAAUAUGAUGACGUGAUCUGGCUUCUACUCAGUUGCGCCACAGUCCAAGGUUGCGUGACCCGUCGCCACGGGACCCGAGUGCCAGCCCAGCGGGAUCCAGACCAGAACCACCACACUACCAGGACAUUGGACCUGGGGGGAGAGAGACGAACAUAUUGCCUCCUGCCUCACUCAGCCUCCGUCCCAGCCCCAGCCUCAGCCUCAGCCUCCACCAUUGGUCUGAUCCUUCUUCACGAUUUUUGGACCACAGGACCACACCACUUGCUGCUGCAUAAGUCGGCAGGAUAAAUCUGAUUUCCUUCUCCGUGCUGACUCUGGGAAGGAGGGAGGGAGGACGACGGGAAGGAGGUGGAGAGGAGAGAAAAUAACUUUUGCCUGCCGAGUGUGAGACCAAGUGUUGAGAUGUGUAGGAGGCCCGUGACUCCCAGCCUGCUGCCUGUCAGGCCCCACCUACGCCUGAGCCCACAUGAAGUGUCUGAGGUCAUCAACCAUUUAUAACCAUAGGUAAUGACGAAGCCCAACUCUAACCCUGGAGAUGCCGAAGAGAAGAGACAUUCUUGCCAUCGUGUUGAUCGUGUUACCGUGGACCCUGCUCAUCACCGUCUGGCACCAAAACGCGAUAGCACCACUGCUGGCCAUUCGCAAGGCUUGUCACCACCUAGUCAGAGACUUCUUUAUCAUUCCCGAGCGGCUAGCCAUCCACCGCCACCGGCUCGCAGAUGACGGCGCUGAGGGACGUCGGGAGGCGGGGGGCGCGGGCGGGGCCGGCGACUCCAAGGAGUACUGCUCGCCGGGCGACAGCCGGGACAUCGUGGAGGUGGUGCGCACCGAGUACGUGUACACGCGGCCGCCGCCCUGGUCCGACGUGCUGCCCGCCAUCCACGUGAUCACGCCCACCUACAGCCGGCCCGUGCAGAAGGCGGAGCUGACGCGGCUGGCCAACACCUUCCUGCACGUGGCCAACCUGCACUGGAUCCUGGUGGAGGACGCGCAGCGCCGCACGCCGCUGGUGGCCCGGCUGCUGCGCGAGACGGGCCUCAACUACACGCACCUCAACGUGGAGACGCCGCGCAACUACAAGCUGCGGGGCGACGCCCGGGACCCGCGCAUCCCGCGCGGCACCAUGCAGCGGAACCUGGCGCUGCGCUGGCUCCGGGAGACCUUCAGCCCCAACAGCAGCCAGCCGGGCAUCGUCUACUUCGCCGACGACGACAACACCUACAGCCUGGAGCUGUUUGAGGAGAUGCGCUCCACGCGGAAGGUCUCGGUGUGGCCGGUGGCCUUCGUGGGCGGGCUGCGCUACGAGUCGCCCAAGGUCAACGCGGCGGGGAAGGUGUACGGCUGGAAGACGGUCUUCGACCCGCACCGGCCCUUCGCCAUCGACAUGGCCGGCUUCGCCAUCAACCUGCGGCUCAUCCUCUUCAAACCGCAGGCCUACUUCAAGCUGCGGGGGGUGAAGGGGGGCUACCAGGAGAGCAGCCUGCUCCGAGACCUGGUCACCCUCCAGGACCUGGAGCCCAAGGCCGCCAAUUGCACUAAGAUUCUCGUUUGGCACACCAGGACAGAAAAGCCUGUGCUUGUCAAUGAGGGCAAAAAGGGAUUCACAGACCCCAAUGUGGAAAUCUGACAUCCACCACUGGUUAUCUGGCUUUGCUAAAGCUCUUUACAAACCAGAGGGAGCUUGUCUCAAACCCCACCUCAAAAACACACAAGGACUUCGGACUUCGGACACCGGACGUAUCCCGCUGUCUUUGGACUAAGCUAAAACUAACAACAAUACAGAUGUACAGCGUUGUAUUAAAGCACAGAGUAGACGGCAAUAUUUAUCAGGUCUAAUAAACAACAAACAAAGCAAGCAAGCAAGCAAGCAAGCAAACAAGCAAACAAAUACCAAGAUUCUAGACACUUCACGGGGGACAUGGAGAAAGGGGACCUUUGAGUUUUCUGGCACAUCAAUGGAUAUCUCCGUCCCUCAAUGGAUAUCUCCGAGCCUCAAUGGAUAUCUCCACCCCCAAUGGAUAUCUCAGACCUCUGGGAGACAGCACAACAAUAUAUGAACACAGCAAGGAACUGAGAUGUACCAUAAGAUGGAACUCUGACCUCUGAACUUUGAACUUUGAACUCUGAAGGCCUGCGUACAGGUUAUGCCAUCAAGAGGGAAAUUUGGUCUCACUUGGUCAACUGGUCGCAAGGGAUACUGUGACAAAGACAGGGUCUACAGAAAGACACAAACGUAAUACGUAAUAAACUUUUGACGCUGAAAGUUAAACGAAGAAAGGAAUAAGAAGGCUUAAAUGAACAUUAUUGACAACAAAAGCUUGGAUCACCGCAAUGACUGAUUUGAGGUGGACAGAGAUGGGAGAGAGUUCUAGAACAAAUCCUCUGAGAUUCUUUUCAUCCUUAAAAAAACUAGCAACACUUAGAAGGGAAGGAGAUUUUUUUUGUUUUUGUUUUGGUACAUAACUAUGUCUGCUUUUAAUUGAAUGUUUUGUUGUUUACAAUCAUUGUCUUGCUCUUUCGGAACUACUGAUAUUUGCAUCCAUCUCAAAACCCCCAUUCCCUAAUGCAUUUUCAGGGUCCUUAAAUGCCCAGGAAAGUACUGACAGAAAGUUCACACUCUCUCGUACGAAGUGAUAGAUCCCUGCAAUGACACUUUGGAAGAGGUGAACCUAACAUUCUCCAGCAGCACUUAAAAAUGUUACUCACUGUGUUCCUAUGUUGGAACCCCUGUACAUAUGAACUUUAAAAAAAGGAACAAUCAUAGGCUUCAAUAUGAAGUAAACUUUACAGAGCGAGCAAUGUAACUACUGUAUUUAUGUAACUGGUAGAAGAGCAGAGAAAUAACUAUGAAAACACCUUGAAACAUCUAAGAAGUAUCUCCCAUAACACCUUGCACACAAUACUGUACAUGACCAGCAAAAACUCACCUAGCACAGGGAAUCAGCAAGGACCAGGAUUUUCAUGCAGCCAUAUCGACCCUUUGAGUAGCAUCGAUCAAAGGUCAAAGGUCAUUGUAGGCAUCAGGCACAUAGCGCACCGCAAAAACAUCAUAUCACUGCACUUUGGCCCACGCAGCUGUAGAGGAAUGGCCAUCUUGUCUAGAGUUAACAUGUAAAUGUAUUCAUUAAAAAAACAGUACAGUACACAUUAUUGACACAGUCCAGUUACACGUUGUGCCUACACUGGUUGUCUGACUCAUGGCUUUGGUAUGUCCAGAGAUUCUUUAAGUAUAUAGAGAUAUGCCAAUGUAAUAGGUUGCUAUGGGCACCUAAUAUGACCAGGUUCCGGUCUGCCUAAAGGGGCGUGUCAUAAUACUCCUUGUAUUGAAUAGAACAGUCUUUAGGUCUGCCUAAAGGGGGAUUUCCCCCCCUCCCCCUUGCAAUUGUAGAACCCGGAAACAAUGGGCCACCGGAACCUCUCUCUUAUCUACUCUCUCUGGUAUGGCUGCUCCAGCCAUUGUGAAGUCUUGCCCUGUCGCAUGAGCAGCAGGAGCAUACUGUACUCAUCAAGACUCACUUCUCUUGUGCAUUCUUGUUUGUUAGAUAGGUCAUAUGUACUGCAAGGGCCUCCACACAUUGGCUCCAACAGCAUUGUGGAGCACUUUCUCUUUCCCGACACAAUUCUGAGCCCCAAACCCAAUUUCACAUGAACAUAGCAUGGAAAGUCAAUGGGCGGCUCCCACAAAAUAGAACUCGCCUCUAAUCGCUUGCCGACAUCCGUGAAUGUCCGCGGACAUCGGCGCCGGUGUGCGGCGUUGUAUUGACAACAAUGGACUCGAACUUUGGCGGAGCAGUGCUCCGCACUUUGUCGGAGCCGAUGUGCGCAGGUCCUUAGCCACAAGCUUAGCUUCCUUAUGUUUACUCACGACCAUAGAUCUCAAUAGCAUUGUGCACUUCGCCAAGAUGCUUCAAGAAACACACCAACAUAACAGUGAUGGCCUGGGAUUAAAAACAGACAGUGCUAACACGAGUUCUUUUGCCUUUUUUGCCUAUUUUCAGCCUAUUUCCAUUGGGCACCGUGAUCUUUUCCAGGUGCCAUUCUCUUAUACAUCUAUGGAUCAUACCAGCUUCAAAAGACUCUACACUGAUGUGUUCAUAUCUUAAAAGGUCAAUUAAUUGUCCAGGCUAAAAGGGUUGUUGAAACAAAUGACUGAAAAAGACCAAGUUUUUGUACGCAGCAGGGGUAUCCGAGAAUUUCUCAUAGAAAACCCUUUUGGUUAGAAAGCAACGUAAAGGUGUUGCUUGUGGAAUAAUGUUCUUAUCAUGUCAUGGCUGUUUGUUUUCUUUUUGCAAUGAUAUGACAAAAUGUAAACACAUACUUACUAUUUUGCUACACAUGCAGUCAUAGAAAGUUCACAACGUUCUACACUAUGUGAUGUUGCAUCACUAGACCAUUGACAUCUAUAGUGCAGCACCAUCUACCUGUUUGAAUUCCUCCUAAGCCAUGGCUGUGAUCAACUGGAGUCGUGUGGAGAAAAUGAGAGUGUCCCAAGUGACUGCCGGGGGUCAUGUUGGGACCACUGAACAGAGUCCCCUUCUCUCUCUCUCUCUCUCUCUCUCUCUCUCUCUCU